UCCAUCACAUGAUGAGUCCCGGGGCCCUUCAUUUAAUGGGAGAGCGGAGCGGCGGGGCAGCUUCACUCUCACUCCCGCCGGCACCGGAGCGGUCUCGGUGCGCAGCUCCGGCAGGACCCGGCCCGGCUCUGGAACCAUGGGCGCCGCUCGGCCCCUCGCACUGCUGCUGCUGCUGCUGCCGGCCCAGGGGCUGCUCUGCGCUGCCGCCACACGGUUUCAAGAUGUGUUGAACUAUGGAAGCACUUCUCCUGUGACAUCCUACAAGAAGCUACAAGGCUGGUCUAGUGAUCAAAAUAAAUGGAAUGAAAAACUUUAUCCUUUCUGGAAAGAAGGGGAUCCCAGAUGGAAGGACUGCUGGAAAGGUGGAAGGGUGACAGCCAAACUGGACAGUGACAGCCCAGCACUGGUAGGAUCCAACGUGAGCUUCACGGUGACUCUCCAGUUUCCCAAGUGCCAGACCGAAGAUAACGAUGGCAACAUUGUAUACAGGAGAAACUGUACCCGGGAUCCUCCAGCUUCCAUGGAUCAGCAAGUCUAUGUCUACAACUGGACUGAAUGGACGGACAGCUGUGGCUGGGAAAACUGCACAAGCAACCACAGCCACCAUGUAUUCCCAGAUGGGCGUCCUUUCCCUUAUCACCCGGGCUGGGGGAGGAGGAACUUUGUCUAUGUGUUUCACACUUUUGGUCAGUAUUACCAAACAACGGGACGAUCUUCAGCAAAGUUUUCAGUGAACACAGCAAAUAUCACCCUUGGUGAACACGGGAUGGCAGUGUCCAUUUACAGGAGAGGCCACUCAGGAUUUGUUCCGGUUGCAAGAGCAAAAACCACCUACUCUGUGACAGACAAAAUUCCAGUAAGUGUGAGUAUGUUCCAAAAACACGACCGCAACAUCUCAGACUCCAUUUUCAUCAAAGACUCACCAAUUACAUUUGAUGUGAAGAUCCAUGAUCCCAGCUACUAUCUGAAUAAUUCUGCCAUCUCCUACAAGUGGAACUUUGGAGAUGGAAGUGGCUUGUUUGUAGCCAGUGGUUCUAGUACAUCUCACACCUACACUCUGCAAGGAAACUUCACUCUGAAUUUAACUGUCCAAGCCAUCAUACCUGUACCUUGCAGGCCAGUAACACCCACUGCACCACCGCCCACCUCAGCAGCUCCAACAGGAGCAUCUUCUGAUUCUGACUCUUCUCCCACUGUGGAGUCAGUGGAGGACAAUCCUGAUGGAGGCUGCCACAUUUACAGAAAUGGAUACUAUGGAAGCAGUAUUGCUGUUGUAGAGGGAAUCCUCGAGGUAAAUAUUAUUCAGAUGACAAGCAUCCAGAUGACAGAAAGUCAAGCUGAAAACUCACUGGUUGACUUUGUUGUUACCUGCCAAGGGAGUCUCCCCACAGAUGUCUGCACGGUGGUUUCUGACCCCACGUGCCAGGUGUCCAAGAGCAUGGUGUGUGACCCCAUCGACGUCACGGACGAGUGUUUACUCACCAUCAGGAGAGCUUUUGAGGAACCUGGGACCUACUGCAUAAACAUCACCCUGGGUGAUGACACAAGCCAAGCCCUUGCCAGUGCCCUGAUCUCUGUAAAUGGAGGAGCAUCAUCUGGAACAACAGAAGGUGUCUUUAUCUUCCUUGGCUUGUUGGCAGUGUUUGCUACCAUUGGGGCAUUUGUCCUUUACAAGAGAUACAAGCAGUACAAGCCUAUUGAGAGGAGUGCAGAACAAACACAGAAGCAGGAGGGAUUUACUGCUUACUUCAGCUCUUUCAAAGCCAUUUUCUUCCCUAAUAGCACUGAGAGAAAUCCUCUGCUGAAGAGUAAACCUGGCAUUGUUUAAACCUUUAGUGGAACACUGACUAUUAGAUUAAGUACAGCACUUGUAUCUGAACUGUACUUUAAUGGGGCUUUCUUCUUGUUAUAAAAAAACCCGAGGGAGUAAGGUGAAAGCACAUGUAGACAGGAUGGUAACUUUUGGGGCUUGGUGCAAUUAGCAACAUUAAAGUAGUCUUUUGUAGAAAAA
Messenger RNA from Zonotrichia leucophrys gambelii, 2011 nucleotides. It is a transcript of the gene GPNMB, whose product is annotated as glycoprotein nmb. Gene Ontology annotation, biological process: cell adhesion. The coding region runs from base 137 to 1828 and encodes 563 amino acids. Gene Ontology annotation, cellular component: plasma membrane. Lineage: Eukaryota; Metazoa; Chordata; Aves; Passeriformes; Passerellidae. The transcript is spliced from 11 exons. Gene Ontology annotation, molecular function: integrin binding. The record is from RefSeq and is a predicted model, not a curated record.